Messenger RNA from [Candida] anglica, 1515 nucleotides. Lineage: Eukaryota; Fungi; Ascomycota; Pichiomycetes; Serinales; Debaryomycetaceae. The record is from the annotation of a GenBank genome assembly.
AUGAAGUUUGUUCAGCUUUUCUGGUGUUUCGCAGCCAUUCUUUCGCUUGUGGUAGCUGCCCCUCAAGGUAUAGUGGAGCUUCCUUCUAAGGAUCCCUUCUAUUCUGCACCAGAAGGGUACGAAAAGGCGGAAUUGGGAACUGUUUUGAAAAUUAGAAAAACACCACAUCCGCUUAGAAGUGUAUAUUUUAAAAUGAAAGUUAAAAACACAUGGCAAAUUUUAUACCGGUCUAGUGAUACUUUUGGUAAUGCAACUGCCGUUGUCACAACAAUAAUCGAGCCAUUUAAUUCAGAUCCAAAGAAAUUAGUAAGUUAUCAAAUUGCUGAAGAUGCUUCUCAUCCAGACUGUGCACCAUCAUACUCUAUUCAAUAUGGAGCAAGUAUGAACACUAUCGUGGCACAAGCUGAAAUGUUCUUGAUACAAAUUGCUUUGAAUCAAGGUUGGUGGAUUGUUACUCCUGAUUAUGAAGGUCCAAAGGCUUCAUUUACUGCUGGUAGACAAGCCGGCAAGGCUGUGUUGGACUCUGUUAGAGCAGCGCUCGCUUCAACAAACACCACUGGUCUCGAUCCUGAUUGUGAGGUUGUUCUCUGGGGUUAUUCGGGAGGUUCUCUUGCCACUGGCUGGGCCAGUGCACUUCAACCAGUUUAUGCGCCAGAAUUGAAGCCAAGACUCUUGGGGGCCACUCUUGGUGGAUUUGUUACCAACAUCACUGAAACAAUACUUGCCGUUGAUAACACAUUAUAUGCUGGAUUGAUUGCUAAUGGGAUUAAUGGAUUAAGUAAUGAAUACCCUCAAUUACAAAAUAUCGUUGAUGGAUAUUUGGAUCCAAAAUACAAACCGAUCUUUGAACGUAAUGGGAAUAAAUGCAUGGUCCUCUCGAUUAUGUAUACCGCAUAUGGCCAAAUCAUGAAGGGUGUAAACAAGUGGUUCCCAAAGGGGUACGAUAUGUUAUACAUGGCCACUGUUAAAGAUACCAUCUACAACACUACACUUGCAGUGGAUAAGACAGAAAUGCCACAGAUUCCUCUCUUCAUUUACCACGGUCUCAAAGAUGGCAUUGUUCCUGAGAAGAACAGUGAAAGAGCCUAUAAAAUCUGGUGUGAUUGGGGAAUUGAAUCGCUUGAACUUUCUGUAUCCACGCAUACUCGUCAUAUUACAGAAUUCGUUGCAGGUGCACCAGCAGCUAUCAAAUGGAUUGGCGAUCGUUUUGAUCAUAAGGCUCCUCUUAAAGGGUGUUCCAGGUCAGUAUUCCCCACCACAUUGCUGUAUCCUGGUAUAAGCAGUGAGAUUGUUGCUGCAGUGAAAGGUGCAGCACGAACUAUAUUUGGUCAAGACAUCGGACCAUUAAUUAAUUCUACACUGGCAUUGAAUGCAAGAGAUCUCAAUAAGCAUGAAAUUGAUCUCCGUGAUUAUGACCAUGUUGUCGAACAAUACUUGCAUAAACAAUACGAAAAACGAUCCAUGGGAGCGUUUGGAGAUUUUGGGUCUGAUGAACUUAUGGAAGAUUUGUUCUAG